Messenger RNA from Alosa alosa (allis shad), 5517 nucleotides. RefSeq names its product inositol polyphosphate-5-phosphatase Jb (gene inpp5jb). Gene Ontology annotation, cellular component: cytoplasm; plasma membrane; ruffle. Lineage: Eukaryota; Metazoa; Chordata; Actinopteri; Clupeiformes; Clupeidae. Gene Ontology annotation, molecular function: phosphatidylinositol-3,4,5-trisphosphate 5-phosphatase activity; phosphatidylinositol-4,5-bisphosphate 5-phosphatase activity. Gene Ontology annotation, biological process: negative regulation of peptidyl-serine phosphorylation; phosphatidylinositol dephosphorylation. The record is from RefSeq and is a predicted model, not a curated record.
GGUUUGUACCACGUGACUAAACACUCUUAGCAAGCGGAACAUCUCCGCUGAUAACAUCUUUCUGUGGCAGAGCAAGGCUGUUCGCCUUGCAAGCGAGCUCACGAUAGCAAUUUACGGGCUCACAUUGUUGAAGUCAGCACCUCAGCCUGUGGAAACGCUGCCGUUAGACCUCCUUGAUGAACGCCGUGGUCGCAUGAAGACAGACGGUGGAGCCGCCGCGUGUGACAGGAGACAGGCGCUUCCUGUAUUGAGCUUAUGAAAUGAAACAGUCAUUAGCGCCAGCUCGCAAACCUUCGGUUUGACAGGCACUUGCCUCGACGGUGACAUUGUUGCACGCGAGGGGAUGCCGACGCUCGAAAAUAACGGAGUGUGUGGUUCUCGCAGAAGGAUUAUCUUAUAAAUGAACGGCCACUGAACACUCUAGUAUCGACUGUGGUCGCUGAGACAACCUUCGACUUUACUGUGCUUGCAGUGCGAUUUGGUCCUAGUCUUGAUCCUGCCAGCUCCGUAUUACGCACCGUGUAGUUCUACCAUUCAUUUUGUCACCAAGAGCUAUUUAUAUUCCUGUCGUGCAGGCGAGAUGGACCCUGAGCAGAACCAGACCCAGCCUGAUGGAGCUGUACUUUCUGCUGGGCCGACUGAAGGCAGCACCUCCUCUCCUGCCCCACCUGAGUCUACUGCCCCGGUCAUUGACCUCCCGGCGGCUCCCUUGGCCCCAACCCGCCCUCGGCGACCUCAGAGAGCUGCUCAUGUGGAGGGCUCCAUCGACGUCUCAGAGUCCAAAUCGCCCGUAGCUCCUGAAUCUGCCCCUGCCCCUGCCCCUGCCCCUGCCCCUGCAUCCAUCCCUGAUGACUCCCCUGUGCCCCCUCUCCGCCCCCACCGCCACCCCCCCUGUUCCGGCCCUUCGGGGGGCCCUCUGCCCCACAAGCCCCUGCUGAAGGGGGCGGUUCACCAGGUGGGGGGCCGCAGCCCCAUGGCCAUGCGCGCCGCCUCACUGCCCCAGGCGCCCUCCUCCAAGCCCCCGCCCAGGGCAGCUGAGGCCUACGGCCAUGCCCACAGGACCAUGUCUGUGGCCGGCACGGCCGACACGCAGCCGCAGGUGGUGGAGGACUUCAGGAUACACGUAAUCACAUGGAACGUGGGCUCAGCCAUGCCUCCUGACGACAUCACCUCACUGCUGGGACUCAACGUGGGAGAUGGCAACACAGACAUGUACAUCAUAGGGCUGCAGGAGGUGAACUCUAUGAUUAACAAGCGUCUGAAAGAUGUGCUUUUCACUGAUCAGUGGAGUGAGGUCUUCAUGGACCGACUUGGCCCUUUCGGAUACGUGCUGGUGACGUCUCAGCGGAUGCAGGGUGUGCUGCUUCUCGUCUUUGCUAAGUAUUACCACCUGCCCUUCCUGCGGGGCGUGCAGACAGAGACCACCCGCACCGGCCUGGGUGGCAUCUGGGGUAAUAAAGGGGGGGUGAGUGCCCGCAUGACAGUGUUUGGCCACUCGGUCUGCUUUCUCAACUGCCACCUACCGGCUCACAUGGAGAACUCGGAGCAGCGCAUGGAUGACUUUGAGAGCAUCUUGCAACAGCAGCAGUUUGAAUGCCAGGUGGCCAUGGGCGUGCUCGACCACGAUGUGGUGUUCUGGUUUGGAGAUCUCAACUUCCGCAUUGAUGACCUGGACAUGCACGUGGUGAAGGGAGCCAUUGACGCCAACAAGCUGGCCGUGCUGUGGGAGAAAGACCAGUUGAAUAUGGCUAAGGACAGUGAGACCGUGCUGGAGGGCUUUCACGAGGGUCCACUCAAAUUCCCCCCCACCUACAAGUUUGAUGUGGGGACUAACACGUAUGACACCAGCGGUAAGAAACGUAAGCCAGCGUGGACUGACCGAAUCCUGUGGCGUUUGCGCGCAACGGCGCCCCCUGUGGUGGGGAACAGCAAGCGCCACUCCCUGUCAGGCCUGAGCAGCGGGCUGAGCAGCGGCACGCGGGUCACUCAGCACUUCUAUCGCAGCCACAUGGAGUACACGUGCAGCGACCACAAGCCUGUGGCCUCCAUCUUCACCCUGCAGUUCCCGUAUAAGGUGGACAUCCCUCUGAUCACUCUGAUUGUGGAGGAUGAGUGGCGAGAGGUGGCUGACGCUGUGGUGCGCUUCAAGGUGACGCCCAACUUUGGACGCAGCUCUUGGGACUGGAUUGGUCUUUACAAGGUGGGCUUUAAGCAUCAUAAGGACUAUGUUGGCUAUACCUGGGCCAAGCAGGAAGAGUCAGACUACCUAAGGAAGGAACAUGAGGUGACCUUUCCAGAGGAGGAAUUGCCUAAGGGCUCUGGAGACUUCAUCCUGGGUUACUACAGUAACAACACGAGUACCAUAGUUGGCAUGACAGAGCCUUUCCAGAUCUCUCUGCCCACCUCCAGUCCUGGAGGGGUCAGUCCCUCCGACAGCUCUGACUUCAGUUCGGAGGACGAUGGAACGGUGGGCGGGGGCUCGCGGCCCUCCAGCCCCGACGGGGCCACCAGGCGACGCAGCAGCAGCAGCAGCCCCUCCCCAUCGCGAGGCUCCGCCUCACCCAGUGUCAAGCCCAAACGCAAGGGUCGCCACGGCAACAAACCCAAGAAGGCCCCGGACGUGCCAGCGCCCCCCAGCAAUGUGAAGAGUCCGGCUGAGGACCCUGUGGCCGGGGAGCCAGCGGCCGGCGAGGCUGGCGAGGCAGGCUCGUCAUAGGCCCGUUGGUCGCACUGCGCCGCGCCAUGCUGUGUGUGUGAGAACUCUGUAUGAGGGUUGGGGGUGGGCUCCUGUUGGGCAGGGCAGGGAGGAGGCCUCAAGCCUCAGCCUGUGGUCACUCUCACCCCACCCCUUCCCCCUCUCCUGCCAUUCCACUCUCUCUCCCUUCCUCCCUCUCUCCCUCCAUCCCUCUCUUUCACUGUGUCAUUCACUCUCUCUAUGUCUCAGGUGGCUGCGUUGGGCGGCCUGUUUUGUCCAGUCCUACAGUCUCUCUCAGUAGCAGUGUCUGUGUCUCUCUCUGUGUGUGAGUGUUGUCAGACCUGGACCUGACAUGCUGGCGGUGCUCUGAGAGGCCUCUCGGCAGCUAAGCGGAAGAUUAGCAUUUAUGAGCAUAGCAGGAAACGUCUCCUGGACAGAACCUGAAAAUGAAUCCAGUAAACUAGAAGUCCAGUUUGCCUUUAUAUAAUUCUGCCAUGACUUCUACCAAGUCAUUGUCCUAGUGCCCGAGACAUAGAUUCAGGCCUGAGUUGCUUCAGUCACUUUGGCUGGGAGCCCUGGCACACAAUGUGCCGUCUCGACGAAAAUGGUUAGGGUCAACCAAAUUUGGUUGCCCCAGGGAACAAAAUGUCUGCCUUUUGCUACCCAGAACCUUUUUUUUCUCUUAAGAAGCUGUGAAGGCAGCAUGCAAGGUGCUCUGUAGAAGACACACCUGAAGGAGAAAAAUGCAAAAAAAAUCAGGUAUCCAAGUCAAGAACAGCACCCUAGCCAAGUAGAAAAGAAGCGCGGGGAAGCGUACUGUUGUCGCCUAGCGUUUGUUUGUUCUUGGUGUCCUUCCUGACCCCUCAGCUUUGAACCCUGAGCCCUCCGCUGGGCCACGCUGUUCUCUGCUCUCUCAGGAGCUUCGCUGAGCAUUCCGCUCCAGAUAAGAGGUUCUGCUGAAGCCUGUGAAGUCAAGAUCUAUGCGGUCAUAUCCUGUGAGGUCACGUCCUGUCAGGUAGUUGGUGUGUAAUAGACUUUCACGUUGAAGCUUGUGGAGUUCAGCUCAUUUGCCAUUGAUUUGUGUCCCUGUUAGCUGUUAAUCUGAAAUUAGUUUGAGUAUAGUCUAGGAUUAGGAUUUUCUAGAAUCCGUAACCUGUUGUAAAAAUGUUGUGCUCUUUUUCUGAUCCCAUCCCCUUUCUCUCUCUCUCUCUCUCUCUCUCUCUCUCUCUCUCUCUCUCUCUCUCUCUUUGCCUCGGUCCUUCUAUCUGGGUUAGUCAUGAGUGGGGGGCCGUGUAGUUGUCGUGUGAUGGCUGUAGUGUGACAUCCUCAGUGCACCAUCCAAAUAUACAGUAUUGUACCUCUGUCUUUAGCAGUACAGUAGGACAGUUUGUGCAGUCGUAAUGUAACUUGACAGUAUGAGUGUGUGAGAGCUAGAGAAUGUAUGGGUGUGUGGUUGCAUGGUUUGCCGCGCUUGACUCCUAGUUUGGUGCUGUGCAUUACCGUGUCUGACCUUUACUACGUGUCAGUGUUCAUAAAACUAUCAAACAAUUUUUUUUAAAAAGAAACAGUAAAAGAAGGAGGUUCACACAUUGACAGAAAAGAGGGGAAGAACUCAGAACAAGGAGACUUUCUUUUACAUAUUGCCACAAUAUUUUGUGUUGAAUCCACCAAUUGUAAAACAAUUAGAAAAGGCAUAAAAGUUUAGAGAUUGUAAGAUUAUUUGAAGGCACUGAGAACUCUGUCUGUGUGUGUGUGUGUGUGUUCAUGCAUGCGUGUACACAUGUGUGUGUAUGGUUGCGCGUGUGCAUGUGCACAUGUUUGUGUGUGUGUGUGUGUGUGUGUGUGUGUAUGUGUAUCUACAUGUGUGCAUGUGUACAUGUAUAGAAUGACCCUGUUGUAUAUGUAGGUUGAGAGACAGGUGAGUUCUAGCUGGUUUGUGUGGCUUUAAGAAUGGUUAAACAAACUAUUGGAAAGAACUCUUUCAACUAUUGUUGAAAAUACAGUAAAUGAAGGCUAUUGCAUCAUUACACAUCUAGCUUUGAUCAUAAGCCUCUUCACAGCCAGCCAAUAAGACUGUGACGUUUUUCAGUUCUGGUCAUGAAGAACUGCACUGUCUGUAACAGUGAUAGGUUAGACACAGCCUAGGUUUUCACGUGCACUGUCUGUUCUUAUUCUGUGGUCUUCCUUUGGGUGGGAAUGUGUUAAUAUAUGAAAUAUGGGCCUCAGGCAAAUGUGCAAUCGAAAAAUAAAUUAUCAGAUUAAUGUCUAUUAAAGAAUGUGAAGAAUCACGAUUAAAUGUGAAUACAUAAAUAUAUGUAUAUUCAUAUAGACCAUGUUAAUAUUGAUAGGAUGUGAAUAUAAGUAUUGUUAAGAUUUAGUGAGAAGGUCUGAAGACAAUCAAUGCCAAUAUAGUUGUUUUAAUAUAUAUUUUUAAUUUCUUGUCAAGCAAUCUGCUGUUUUUUUUUUAUUCUGAUGGAUUCAGUACAUUUCAAAGAUAUUUAAUUUUCACAUAACUUGAUCAAGUGCAUUUGAUUUAUGACUAUUUGUGUGGUUUUUUUUUUUAUCAGAAUGGAUCAUGCCUCUCCAUUGAUUUAUUAUGGGACUGGUAAGGGUUGUCGGUCAAAUGGACUGAUUUGUGUAUUGAUCACUCAUUGUAGUGGCUGGUUAAUCUCCAACAGAGACGGGUCUUGUCCCUACAACUGCUGUUUAAUUUGUGUCCUCAGAAACACACACACACACACACACACACACACACACACACACACACACACACACACAUACAGUUUGUCAAGUCAAAAUAAAGCAGAGGUGUAUCUUGUCUC